CAGUACGCAGGACACUUAGGAUGAGAGAGAGUUUCGGCCCUGCAAUCUACCCGGCUGCCCCACAAUCCCCGGAUCAACAGGUCUUGAUGUUUUGAAACCUGGUGAUGCAGGGAGAAAUUAGGCCAGAAUUUGAAUUGAGGGACUUAAACCAGACUUGGAGGAAAGCUUUGCCUGCACGAUUGAUUACAUGCUGGUUGCUUUUAAUAUUUAAAACAGACACAUGCAUAACUCCGUCCAUGGACACUGGAAACUGUCCACGGGGCUGUCGACUCCCCCCCAUCUACACAGUGAUCUGCAGCAGUGAGCUGGAGAAGGUUCAAGAGAAAGGAGACUCUGGCAUGACCACAGGAGAGUGGAGAUACAGUACUAAACUCAAUUAUUUUCUGGAAUCUAAGGGAUGCUUUGCCAACAUAAUGUCCUCUGGCAGAAGUGUCAGCCCCUCAUCUUCUAUUGAAACAGGUCUAAGCGUCAGUGGGCCUUUCAGCCCCGGCAGAGGGUCUGUUCACCCAGACCCUGCUGCAGAUUCGGAUCUGAAAUCCUCCUCCUCACAUUCUGAUCACUCCUCUGAAACCUCACUGCCUGAAGCCCGAAAGGAUAAAUAUCGCCAGGAAUUCAGCCUGCUUAAGUUGCAGACAAAAGAUGGGCAGCGUCCUGAGUGGACAUUUUACCCAAGGCUUAGCAGCAACAUCCACACCUACCAUGUUGGAAAGCAGUGUUUCUUCAACGGGGUCUUCCUCGGCAACAGGAGGUCUCUAUCAGAGAGGACGAUGGACAAGUGCUUUGGGAGGAAGAAAUAUGUCAUUGAUCCCAGGAAUGGAAUCCCAAAGGUAACUCCAGGAGAUAAUCCAUAUAUGUAUCCAGAACAGAGUAAAGGCUUCCACAAAGCAGGAUCAACUCUCCCGCCAGGGAAUUUUUCAAUAAUGCCUUAUGAAAAGAAAUUUGAUACAUUUAUUCCACUUGAGCCUCUUCCACAAAUUCCCAACUUGCCUUUCUGGGUGAAGGAGAAGGCCAACAAGCUGAAGAAUGAGAUAAGAGAAGUUGAAGAGCUUGACAGCUGGCAGCCAGCGGUCCCCUUGCUACAGAGUUUGCUACCUGUUGGUUCUUUGGACUUUCCAAGACAGUCUUGAACAGGAACAGGUCCAGGAAGCAGGCACUGACUGUCCUCUGGAGAGCCUUUUCCUGUUAAUUGCUUCUGUUGGUGCGACUGUUCUAAAUCAAAUGUUUGACUUGGAUGCAGAAUCACUGUGUUUUGCCUCUUUUAACUUUUUUGUUUUGGCGGCGCUGCACGGCUUGUGGGAUCUUAGUUCCCCAACCAGGGAUUGAACCCGGGCCCUCCGCAGUGAAAGUGCAGAGUCCUAACCACUGGACCGCCAGGGAAUUCCCUUAAGUUUAUAUUUUGAAAACUGUCAAACUGAUAGAAAAGUUGCGAGAAUCGUACAACAGACACCUACAUAGUCUUCACCUAGAGUCUACAAUUAACAUUUGUCCAGAGUUGUACACAUUCUCUUUUUCUCAUAUUAUUAUUAUUAUUUUGCUCAAUUAUUACUAUCAAUUUUGAUAAAUAUAUUUAUUUAUUUAUUUUUGGCUGCAUUGGGUCUUCGUUGCUGUGCAUGGGCUUUCUCUAGUUGUGGCGAGCAGGGGCUACUCCUUGUUGCAGUGCGCGGGCUUCUCAUUGCAGCGGCUUCUUUUGUUGCGGAGCAUGCGGAGCAUUAGGCGCGCGGGCUUCAGUAGUUGUGGCACGCGGGCUCAGUAGUUGUGGCUCAUGGGCUCUAGAGCGCAGGCUCAGUAGUUGUGGCGCACGGGCUUAGUUGCUCUGCGGCAUGUGGGAUCUUCCCAGACCAGGGCUCAAACCCGUGUCCCCUGCAUUGGCAGGUGGAUUCUUAACCACUGCGCCACCAGGGAAGUCCCUUCUCAAUUAUUUGAGAGUGAGCGGCAGACAUCAUAACCCUUUACUCCUACAUACCUAUAUACUUCAGUAGGUAUCUCCUGAGGUCAAGGGUAAUCUUGUGGUUCACUGAGAACCUGAUAGCUGUGCGGGGCUGACAUCUGGGACAUCUAGGAGUGCCCAUCUGAGUGCAGGGCACCACUUGGUCCUGCCCAGCCCCUGAUGAGACCAGGCCUGCUGCCUCCACGGGGUCUUUGGACUCAUUCCCUCUCCCUUGACCAGCCUUGACCUUGGCUGGUUUGGCCACACGUUGCCCCCUGCCUUGGCCCCUCUCACAUCUUUAUGCCCUGCGACUUUUCUUCCCGUCUGGGCCCGAAACGCACUGAACAGCCCCCAUCCCUUGCAGUAAGGGACUCUGACCCUGAUUUAGCACAUCUACUGGCCAAGUUCCCAGUGGACUCUGGGGAAGGACUGGGAGCCCAUUUGAGAUGCCUUCUGUCCUUCCAACACUGGGGAACUCCAGGAGGGGUUGUGGCCUGAGCCUCCCUGGGGGAUGGGGCGGCCACAACUGACUUGAAGAGUCAACACUGAGGCUCCCAAACCUGGACUUUGUAAGAAAUACAUGCAAAUUAAACAUUUCUUGGUGAACAUGGAGGGACCCUGCCUCAUAUCAAAAAAGAAGUCAAAAAUCCCAAUGGCUUGUUUUCCGAGGAAAUGUGUGUGUUUCUACCAAGUACGGAGAGGGUGUGACGGCACCUUGCAGUGGUGAUGGUGUGAGCAUGGGAGUGAUCAUCUGGCUAGAAACGUGUUCUAUUGGCUGAGCGCAGUGUGGGCUGGAGGAGAAACCAGGGUUCUCGAGGAAAGGGAGGACAGAAGGAAUGCGUGAGUCACAAUUAUACUAAAAUUCACUUGCUGUUUAUUUGAAAUUCAAAUUUAACUGGGAUUUAACUGGUAUUUUAAUUUGCUCGAUCUGGAAACUUACAGCAGAGGUGGACAAAGGAGAUGGAUUGGAGGGCUACCUAGGAGAUAAAAUUGGCAAGACUCUGGAAUGACUUGGAUGUGGGUGGGAGGAAGUUAUGGGGGAAGGAAAAGUGGCAAUAGGUGGAUGGUGGUGCUGUUGCCAGGGCAACAUAUAGUGUCUAGCCCAUGUGGUGGCUUCAUACACCUAGAGAAAGAUGCUUUCUUGGUGGACACAGUCCCGUGGACGCAUUGCCUGGUGAGCAGUGUGCAAGCUAGAUUUCAGCCCCCACUUUUCCCUUAUGCAAUGAACCCUUUACACAGCCAUACACGCCAGUCCUGUGCUAUCCCUUGAAAUAAGGAAUG
Messenger RNA from Globicephala melas (long-finned pilot whale), 3208 nucleotides. It is a transcript of the gene SPATS1, whose product is annotated as spermatogenesis associated serine rich 1. Lineage: Eukaryota; Metazoa; Chordata; Mammalia; Artiodactyla; Delphinidae. The record is from RefSeq and is a predicted model, not a curated record.